AUGAGACUGGAACCAAUCAGAUUUGUCAGACUUGAUUCUGAGCAUACCCAGAGUGACGGGAAGUAUGUGAAUCGCGUACUUCCAGUGUUGGACAUGGCCAGAGGUCGUGAUUCUUGUUCUGUUAGUGUUCCAUCAGUUGUUCAUUCAAGAUUUCAGGACCUAGUUCCAGUUCAUUUAAAAGAUGAAGGUGACCCAGACUUAGACAGACCAUCUGAAGAGGAUAUUGAAGAGGUAGAGCAACUGAAUUACAUACAAUUUCUACAGGCCAAUGUUUUAAAUUCUGCANCACCUCCUGCUCCAGUAAUGCAUUCACCAAGUAGAAAGGUCACUGUUAAGGAGCAGCAAGAGUGGAAAAUCCCUCCCUGUAUUUCCAACUGGAAGAACGCAAAGGGGUACACAAUUCCCUUGGACAAACGUUUAGCAGCAGAUGGGCGAGGCCUUCAAGAUCCGCAUAUUAAUGACAAGUUUGCCAAGCUGGCUGAAGCGUUAUACAUAGCAGAUAGAAAGGCUCGUGAAGCUGUGGAAAUGAGAGCUCAGCUAGAGAAGAAGGUAGCGCAAAAAGAAAAGGAGAGGAAGGAGCAAAAGCUGGUGGAGCUGGCACAGAAAGCACGAGAAGAACGGGCUGGCAUCAGAACUGCAGCAGACCGUUCAGAGGAGGAAAAAGAGAGAGACCAACUGCGUCAUGAGCGGCACAAGGAAAGGGAGCGAGACAGAAGAAUCUCAAAAGCUGCUCCAGACAAAAGAUCUAAACUUCAACGUGACAAGGAGCGUGACAUUAGUGAACAGAUUGCGUUAGGCCUGGCCUCAGCCCCACCGUCUCAGGAAGCAAUGUUUGAUCAACGAUUAUUUAAUCAAAGCAAGGGCCUGGACUCUGGUUAUGGUGGAGAUGAUGACGUGUAUAAUGUGUACGACAAGGCCUGGAGACGAGAGGGUAGCACAGCAAAUGCUAUCUACCGGCCUAGCAAGAAUGUUGAUCGAGACGUGUACGGUGAUGACUUGGAAAACCUCGUGCAGACAAACAGGUGAGUUUCACAAGAUGAGGAAGCAAACUCUUGUCGUUGUAAA
This is a messenger RNA of Orbicella faveolata, 1065 nucleotides long. Its product is annotated as SNW domain-containing protein 1-like. NCBI's taxonomy places the organism in Eukaryota, Metazoa, Cnidaria, Anthozoa, Scleractinia, Merulinidae. Gene Ontology annotation, biological process: mRNA splicing, via spliceosome. Gene Ontology annotation, cellular component: spliceosomal complex. The record is from RefSeq and is a predicted model, not a curated record.